This is a messenger RNA of Sclerotinia sclerotiorum 1980 UF-70, 3084 nucleotides long. RefSeq lists its product as hypothetical. The record is from RefSeq and is a predicted model, not a curated record. The coding region runs from base 1 to 3084 and encodes 1027 amino acids. The transcript is spliced from 5 exons. NCBI's taxonomy places the organism in Eukaryota, Fungi, Ascomycota, Leotiomycetes, Helotiales, Sclerotiniaceae.
AUGCCUACGCGAAAUUGGAAAAAUGAGCUUGUCCCCAAGAUUGUCGACAACAUAGCAGAAGUUGAUCCGGAUGCAUUGUACGCGGAAUAUCCAGUUUCGACCGUGACUUACGAUCAAGGAUAUCGCAAGAUCACGUUUGCUGAUUUUGCAAACGCCGUCAAUUGUGUCGCUUGGUGGUUGCAUGAAACCUUGGGUCCAGGAAAGGGCUCUGAGGUCUUGGCAUAUAUCGGGCCUAAUGAUUUGAGAUAUCCGGCACUUAUGUUGGGCGCCGCAAAGGCUGGCUAUUUGCUUCGAGUACUGGAGGUCCCGACGGUUGACCAUCUUCUUGACGAGAAACAUAGACAUUUCCCAUACGAGAAGUCUUUCGACGAGGUUAAAGAUGAACCUUUCGUCAUUGUACAUACUUCUGGAUCAACUGGGUUUCCGAAGCCCAUGGUUUGGACGCAUGAUACUGCGCAAAGAAACAUCGCGUUGAUGGCGCUAGGUCCACCACCGGGAUACGAGGGCCUGCAUCAAAUGUAUGAAAAGAAGAGAGUCUUUCUGACGUUUCCACCCUUCCAUGGGGCAUACCUGUGUUGUCACUUAUUCAAUGCUGUACCAUUUGGAACAGUGAUGAUCAGCCCUACCUCCGGCGCAAUACCGUCUGCAAAAGGACUUGUAGAAGGACUGCAGAAAUCGCCAGCCGAUAUUGCAUUUAUAGUUCCUUCGAUCGUGAGUGAAUUGAGUCAAAGUCCAGAUCUUCUCGACUAUUGUGCCAAGAAUUUGGAAAUGAUCAUCUACUGUGGAGGGGAUCUACCUCAAGCCACGGGAGAUAUUGUCGCAUCCAAGAUAAGACUGGUAAACCAAUUUGGAGCCACGGAACUAGGCCUAUCCAAUUUGAUCCUUCGAAAUGGAGAUUACGACCGAAAUGACUGGAAAUAUAUCGAAGUCCAUCCAGACAUAGGCGCCGAAUUUAGGUCUGUAAUCAACGAAACCCAUGAGUUAACCAUGAUUCGUAAUUCCAAAUUGGAAAAGCAGCAACCUACCUUCACCAUGUUUCCUCAAUCAGAAGAAUAUGCUACGCGUGAUCUAUUUAUCCGUCACCCCACCAAACCAAAUCUUUGGAAAUGGCAUGCAAGAGCUGAUGAUAUUAUUGUUUUUCUGAAUGGCGAGAAAACUAAUCCUAUUUCGAUGGAACAACAUAUUGUAGCUCGCAAUCCUGAGGUCCAGGCAGCCUUAGUGAUGGGCGCACAACGGUUUCAAGCUUCUCUCCUGAUUGACCCGGUAAAUGGAGAUACUGAGCUUUCAACUGCUCAACGUGCAGCUCUUAUUGAAAAGAUUUGGCCCUCGGUGGAGGAAGCAAAUCAGAAGUGUCCAGCCCAUGCAAAAAUUGCCAAAACACACAUUUUCUUUACGAACCCCAAGAAACGUAUGUUAAUCGCGGGAAAAGGUACAGUUCAACGAGCAGGUACUUUGCAGAUGUAUCAGCAAGAACUCGAUGCUUUGUACGCCGAUGCAGAUAGCAUGGUAGCAGAAUUCGAUGGUGAAAAUUCUGCCGACAUCAAUCUUGAUGAUCCAUUAACUGUUUCCGAAUUCUUGAAAGAGGUCAUAUUGAGUGUAACCUCUUGGACUCGUUUAGAUAUCAACGAGGACUUCUUUUCUCGGGGAAUGGACUCACUACAGGCUCUUACGGCAGUAAGAAAGCUUCGUCGUGGUCUUGGUAUCACUUCAAUUGCUUCAAGUACCCUGUAUACUAAUCCUUCAAUCGCUCAAUUGACAAGCGCUGUCUUGAAGCUUGCAAAAGAUGAUACAUCUGUAGAUGUUCAUCAGGAUACUCUACAAGUAAGAGAUAGUAUGCUUAAGGAGUUUCAAAAUCGCAUUGAUUCGGUAGAUUUACCGUCAGCGACUUCUCACAAACAAAUUGAUAUGAAUCAGGAGAUAGUCGUCUUAACAGGUUCUACUGGUACACUCGGCUCCUACAUUCUAGAAAGUCUCCUCGAAAAUCCACAGGUUGCACAUAUCUACUGUCUAAACCGAUCAUCAUCCGGAAAAGUUCCUCGGCCUUCUCGAAGCUCAACUGCGGAUAAAGAUCCUGCUAAUCCUCGAAUCACAUUCCUAACCACCGAUCUCACCAAGCCAAAUCUCGGUCUCCAAUCAGAAGAUUACACCAAGCUACUGCAAGCAAACCGCAUCAUCCACAACGCCUGGCCCGUAAACUUCAACCUAUCACUCGCCUCCUUCCGUCCCAGCAUCGAAGGACUAUUCAACCUCCUCACCCUCGCAAUCUCUAGCACCGGCAAAAAUUUCUUCUUCAUCUCAUCUAUCAGUUCCGUCAUGAGCUACAAAACCGCAUCGGGCUCUACCCCAGAGAAAAUAAUCCUCCCAUCUACCAACCCAUACCAACCUACCCUAGGACCAAACGGCUACGCAGAAAGUAAAUAUCUAUCCGAACUUCUAAUUUCCUACGCCUCCGACAAAUUCUCCACGAAGGGUUAUCAGUUUUCCCUCGCAAGAGUAGGUCAGAUAGCUGGUCCUGUCAAAAACAAAGGAAUAUGGAAUAAGACAGAAUGGUUACCCAGUCUCAUUCUCAGUUCUAUCCACAUAAGCUGUAUUCCCUCAUCACUAGGAUCUAGUCUUGGAAAAAUCGACUGGGUACCUGUAGAUUUACUCGCGGAUAUAAUUGUCGAGUUAACCUUGUAUGAAAACAAAGAAAAAGAAACCCAAAUCCAAGUUUUCCACCCUCUAAAUCCCCAUCCCACAACUUGGGAAAAUGUCAAAGAAGAUUUAGUUGCAGAUCUCUCUAGUAUUACUGGUAAGGAAAUAGAUAUCGUUCCGUUAGAUAUAUGGAUUGCACGAGUUAAACAAGAUGUGGAAAGUAAAGCGGGGGUGGGAAAGAUGUUGAUAGAUGGGGAAUUGGAUGGGAUACUAGAGGUUAAUCCGGCGGUUAAGUUGAUUGAUUUUUAUGAGGAUGUUUUGGGGGAUAAGGGGGUGAGUAAUGUGUUGGAGGUGGAGGGGACGAUGAGGGUUAGUGGGGCUUUGAGGGGGUUGGAGCGGGUGCAGAGGGGCUGGAUUGGGAAGUGGAUUGGGGAGUGGGUGGGUGUUUGA